This is a messenger RNA of Cygnus olor (mute swan), 4854 nucleotides long. RefSeq names its product multidrug resistance-associated protein 1-like. Lineage: Eukaryota; Metazoa; Chordata; Aves; Anseriformes; Anatidae. Gene Ontology annotation, cellular component: membrane. The transcript has 31 exons. Gene Ontology annotation, biological process: transmembrane transport. The record is from RefSeq and is a predicted model, not a curated record. The coding region runs from base 309 to 4583 and encodes 1424 amino acids. Gene Ontology annotation, molecular function: ABC-type transporter activity; RNA binding; ATP binding.
AAAGCUCUCUGCGUCUGUUUCACCUCGUUCUUCAGCGGCGCUUUACCCUUCAUGCAGAACAUAUAACAAAACAUUCCGGCGGCACGCUUCCUCCUGGCUCCGUGCGCCUGUACAAUACACAUUGCCAACGGCAGGGCUGAGAACAGUGUUUUCCUCGGGUCAGCUGUGAAAACUCGGAGAAUAAAACCCGCAGGGCGCCUCCUCACGCUGAUGCCCCUCCCGCAGUCGCCGCGUUGCUGGGACACCAGGCCCGCCCCGACGCCGCCGGAUAGGGGCGCCGCCAUGUCGGGGCCGGGGCUGGGGCCGCCAUGUCGGGGCCGUGUCCGGGGCGGGCCGGGGAGGCGGACAGGACGCUGUUCGUGGGCAACCUGGAGAGCCGAGUGCGGGAGGAGAUCCUCUACGAGCUCUUCCUGCAGGCUGGACCAUUAACCAAAGUGACAAUUUGUAAGGACAAAGAAGGAAAGCCGAAGUCUUUUGGAUUUGUCUGCUUUAAGCACAAAGAAUCCGUGCCUUACGCAAUAGCUUUGCUGAAUGGAAUCCGUUUGUAUGGAAGACCAAUUAAAGUACGGUAUCGGUUUGGGAGUUCGCACUCAUCAGAACUAAACAGCCCGACACAUGGUUUCGAGAACUAUGUUGACUUAUAUUCACCUUCAUAUAGGUAUCAAGAACCUCAUGGAAAUGUGCCAUUUCCUGUUACUCCUUUUCCAACGAACAAUAGUUUACCUCAGGAAUACUCAGUCUUUCAAAAGAUGAAAUGCAGCCCCGAGGAAAAUGUUUUUUGCGUCAGUAAAUUAACAUAUUCCUGGUUUAGCAGACUAAUAUCUAUAGGCUAUAAAAAACCAUUGGAGAGGGAUGACCUGUUUGAGCUGAAUGAAAGUGAUUCACCGUACAGCGUGUGUCCUAACUUUGAAAAGCAAUGGAGGAAAGAAAUCCAAAAGUCUACUGCGGGAUUGACGGCUUCUUACAUCAAAAGAAUGCUAUGCAAAAGAAAGACAGCAAGUUUCCAUAAACAAUCUUUGAUUCUGCCACUAUGGCAAACAUUUAAAUUUUUAUUGAUUAAAGUUGCAUUUCUAAAAGUUGCAGCUGACAUUCUGCCUUUCAUGAGUUCACAAAUAAUGAAAUCAUUGAUAACUCUAAGUGAAAAUCACCCUAGUUCAUACGGAAGUGGAUAUGGCUACGCUAUUGCCUUUUUUUUUGUAGCUCUCUCUCAAACUCUCCUACAUCAGCUAUACCAGCGUAACAAUAUGCUUACUGCAGUCAAAAUCAAGACUGCCAUUGUUGGCCUGAUAUACAAAAAGGCCUUAACUUUAGCAAAUUCCUCACGACGAAACUAUACAACUGGGGAAAUUGUGAACCUGAUGUCAGCAGAUGUUCAGCAACUCAUGGAGCUAACUGUAAACAUCAACCUGUUGUGGUCAGCGCCUUUUCAGAUCAUCAUGGCUGUUUUCUUUCUUUGGAAAGAACUCGGCCCCUCUGCCCUAGCAGGUGUAGCGGUGCUUCUUUUGGUUAUACCUAUAAACGCACUUAUUGCAGCCAAAGUAAAAAGUCUGAAGAAGAGUCAAAUGAAAUAUUCAGAUCAACGAGUCAAGCUACUAAGUGAAAUGUUACAUGGAAUAAAGAUCCUCAAACUUCAUGCAUGGGAACCUUCAUAUCAAAGAAAGGUCAUGAACAUUAGAGAAAAUGAAGUGGGUGUUUUGAGGUCAUCUGGCUAUCUGACGACUUACUCCAUGCUAACAUUGACAUGUAUUCCUUUCAUGGUCUCAUUGGCUACAUUUGGAGUCUUCUUUUAUCUGGACAAAGAGAACGUUUUAACAGCAACUAAAGUUUUUACAUCUAUUACUUUAUUUAACAUUUUGCGACUGCCUUUGUUUGAUUUACCAUCUGUGAUCUCUGCUGUGGCCCAGACCAAGGUUUCUCUGAGACGUUUAGAGGACUUUCUGUGUGCUGAGGAUCUUAACCCUGAGGAUGUUAAUACAAGCUACAGUGGAAAUCAUGCUGUUGGGUUUAUUGGUGCUUCUUUCCGCUGGGAGAAAAAUGGCCUGCCAAUCUUAAAAAACUUGAGUGUCAGCAUUCCUGAAGGCUCUUUAGUUGCUGUUGUGGGACAGGUUGGAUCUGGAAAGUCAUCUUUUCUUUCUGCUAUUCUUGGAGAAAUGGAGAAACUUGAAGGAACAGUUCAGAGAAGAGGUUCAGUGGCAUACAUUGCUCAGCAAGCUUGGAUUCAAAAUGACAGUUUACAGGAGAAUAUUCUCUUUGGCGCAAAUCUAAACAGGUCAUACUAUGAGCUUGUUUUAGAGUGUUGUGCUUUACUGCCAGAUUUGGAACAGUUACCAAAGGGAGAUCAAACAGAGAUUGGAGAAAGGGGCAUCAAUAUAAGUGGAGGGCAGAAGCAGAGAGUGAGUCUUGCUAGAGCUGUGUACAGCAAUGCUGACUUGUAUCUUCUGGAUGACCCCCUAUCUGCUGUAGAUGUACAUGUUGGGAAACAUCUUUUUGAAAAGUUAAUUGGGCCUUCAGGCCUCUUAAAAAAUAAGACUCGUGUAUUGGUGACACACAACCUAAUGCUCCUGCCUCAUGCUGAUCUUAUAAUAGUGAUGGAAGAGGGCAAAAUAAGUGAAAUGGGGACCUACCAGGAACUCAUAUCAAAGAAAGCUAAUUUUGUUGAGCUUAUUCACGUCUUUGGUGCAGAGAAUAGAAGUGAAGAGACAACCCCAAAGGAAGUGAUUUCUUCAAAAGAAAAGUGCCAACUAGAGAGAAGUCUGAAACAAAGAGAAUUGCAGAAACUCAAACAUUCUUCCUUUGAUCAGUGGAAAAUACUCACAAACAAUAAAGAAAAAGUUGCCACUGGUGGUAUGAAGCUGUCAAUUGUUUUAAAGUAUCUCCAGGCCUUCAACUGGCGAUGGAUGUGGCUGACCAUAGCUGCUUAUUUAGGACAAAAUGCACUAGCCAUUGGACAAAAUCUGUGGCUUAGCACCUGGACUGCAGAGACAGCAAAAGCUAAUGAUUUCACAGAAUGGAAACAGUCACAAAACUACAAACUUGGUAUUUAUGGGCUUAUGGGAUUCUUACAAGGUCUUCUUGUUUGCUGUGGAGCGUAUGUGCUCACCAGGGGCUCUCUUUGUGCUUCUCGGGAGUUACAUCACCAGCUGUUAGACAGUGUAUUGCACCUUCCUCUUCAGCAUUUUGAAACUAAUCCUGUAGGUCAGAUCAUCAAUAGAUUCACAAAGGACUUAUUUAUAGUAGACAUACGUUUCCAUUACUACUUACAAACUUGGCUGAAUUGUACACUGGAUGUUAUUGGAACCAUUCUAGUUAUCACAUUCGCCUCACCACUAUUCAUAGUGGCAGUUAUUCCCCUGGGAUACUUGUAUUUUACUAUCCAACGAUACUACAUAGCAAGUUCACGACAAAUUCGACGUCUAGCAGGAGCGUCGCAUUCUCCAGUGAUCUCCCACUUCAGUGAGACUGUCCUAGGAAGAUCAACAAUUAGAGCAUUUGGCCACCAGGAGAGAUUCAUUAGAAAAAACUAUGACAUUGUGUAUGAGAAUUUAGUUUACUUCUACAACAAUGUCAUCUCAAACAGGUGGCUGUCUGUCAGGCUUGAAUCUCUAGGCAAUCUAAUGGUGUUCUUUGCUGCACUGUUUGUAGUACUGGCUGGAAAUACAGUGAGUUCUUCUACAGUGGGUUUAUCAAUAUCAUAUGCUCUAAAUAUAAUUCAGAGUCUCAAUUUUUGGGUGCGUAAAGCAUGUGAAAUCGAGACCAAUGCAGUUUCAAUUGAAAGGGUGUGUGAAUAUGCAAACAUGGAUAAAGAGGAACCAUGGAUAACAUCAAAAAGGCCACCAGUAGGGUGGCCUGAUAGAGGAAUAAUACAGUUUGUUAACUACAGAGCUCAGUACAGGAAGGAUCUUGGUUUAGCCCUGAAUGACAUCUCUUUUCAGACACGGAGUAAAGAGAAGGUUGGAAUUGUUGGAAGAACCGGAGCUGGUAAAUCAACGCUCACAAAUUCCUUAUUUAGAGUUAUAGAGGGAUCUGGAGGCAAAAUAAUUAUAGAUGGAAUUGAUAUAUCAACUAUUGGACUCCAUGACCUACGUAGAAAUCUUAACAUUAUUCCACAGGACCCUGUCUUGUUUUCUGGGACGCUGCAGUCAAACUUGGACCCACUUGGAAAACACUCUGAUCUUGAACUGUGGGAGGCACUGGAACUGUGUCACUUAAAGACUUUUGUUGAGUCACUCCCAAAGAAGCUCCUUCAUGAGAUUUCAGAAGGUGGUGAAAACCUCAGUGUUGGCCAGAGACAGCUGGUCUGUCUGGCCCGUGUUUUGCUACGAAAGACAAAGAUCCUGGUCCUUGAUGAAGCAACAGCUUCUGUUGACAUGGAAACAGAUAACUUGGUGCAGUCCACCAUCAAAAGAGAAUUUUAUAACUGCACGAUAUUAACUAUAGCACACAGGUUACACACAGUCAUGGAUUCAGAGAGAGUGCUUGUUCUGGAUGCAGGAAGGAUUCUAGAAUAUGAUACACCAAAUAAUUUGUUACAACGAAAAGGUGCCUUUUCUGAAAUGGCUGCAAAGGCUGGAAUAACAAGAUAAAGAAAACUAAUGAAGAUAAGAAUUCCUUAUACUGAUAAACGCUCAAAAGAUAUUUGGCAUUCCUGAUGUGAUGAAAUAAUUAACUUCCUUGUAAGCUCUUGACAACAUUGCUUUUUACUACAACUACAAUCUGUAUAUAUUGAUCAGCUUUCUGAAAUUAAUUUUGUUUUCAUACAAAUCACUUUUUUGAUCAUCUUGGCACUGGACCACAAUGAAGCAGUAAUUUUCAUGGCGUAUUUUAAAUAUUGCACUAGUAAAGGUGGAUUUAAAA